AUGUCUCGCCUAGAAGGAAAAGUCGCCCUCAUUACGGGAGCAACCGGGGGGAUUGGUCGGGCUGCGUCCAAACUCUUCGCCGAUGAAGGUGCGCGCGUCGUGUUGGUCGACCUUGACGAGUCAGCCCUCCAGGAUGCGGUGCAGUCAAUCGGAGCAGACCGGGCCAGUUAUCACGCUGCCGAUGUAACCCAACCCGAUCAAGCCCAAAACUACGUGCAGGCCGCAGUAGACCGCUGGGGUGGCAUUGAUAUCUAUCUGGCCAAUGCCGGGAUUGAAGGUUCCAUAUCCCCGAUACCCGACUAUCCCAUCGACGUGUUCGAUCGUGUGAUGGCGGUCAACGUGCGCGGGGUCUGGCUGGGCAUCAAGUACGUUGUCCCUGCCAUGCGUGAACGCGGCGGCGGCAGCAUCGUCAUUACGUCCUCCACCGCCGGCAUCGGUGGCAGCGCUGAUAUGUCGGCGUACACCACCAGCAAACACGCCGUCAUCGGCCUGAUGCGCACUGCGGCCCUGGAGGGCGCUCCCCUGGGAAUCAGGGUCAAUACCGUCAAUCCUGCGCCCAUCGAGACGCGGAUGAUGCGUUCUAUAGAGGAGAUGCGCGUUGCCGCGCUGGACGAUGCGACGGUUACCGUCGAACGGACGAAGCAGGCUGCUGCGGCACGUAUUCCGCUGCGACGCUACGGCAACCCCGAGGAAGUGGCCAGGCUGAUGCUCUUCCUCGCCAGUGACGAAAGCAGCUUUUGCACCGGCGGCGUGUACAUGGUAGAUGGCGGCAGGUCCGCCGGCAGUCCCUGA
Messenger RNA from Geodia barretti, 792 nucleotides. Lineage: Eukaryota; Metazoa; Porifera; Demospongiae; Tetractinellida; Geodiidae. The record is from the annotation of a GenBank genome assembly.